Messenger RNA from Racocetra persica, 171 nucleotides. The record is from the annotation of a GenBank genome assembly. Lineage: Eukaryota; Fungi; Glomeromycota; Glomeromycetes; Diversisporales; Gigasporaceae.
CCCGAUUUUUGGGAUCACGGGUGUCCGAAUCAGGGUGACAAUCUUUACCCGAUCCAAGGUCACGGGCAAAGUAACGGAAAUGUUACUUAUGGUACUUAUGGUACUUAUGUCGCUUCUGCUACUUCGGCCAUAUAUGCGUUAAAUGACAUAUCGGCCUUUUAUUACAUUUAG